AUGACCACCGCCGUCGAGCAUCGCGAUCGCCACGACGAGGGCGAUUCACGUAUAGAGACCGCGAUCGCGAGGGAUACCGCAGCCGGAGCCGCAGCCCCCGGUACAAUUUCCGCCGAACUUAGAAUCGCAUAUCAUGUUGGCGGCCUCGAAGAGAUUCGUGUGAUUCGAGAUCGGCAGACAAAGGUGUCACGGCAGCUUGGAUUCCUUCGAUUUCCGUCCGUAGACGAGUCAAGGGCAUUUCUAGAAGCGAACCACCCAUUCAUUUACUUCUACGGCCCGACUGCUGGCAAUGAUGAUCGGAGCACGAAGGUGCGCAUCGCUUACAGCCGAGAAAGAGAAGAUCGGACCCGCGCGAAAGCCGAGGGUGAUUGGACUUGCCGAAUGUGUGCCGUUGUCAAUUACGCAACUCGUCAAAAAUGCUUUCGCUGCAAUGCUCCUCGCCCUGAAAUAGGCUCUGCUGGUCCUCCUGGUGUUCCUGCUCCCAAAGUGGCAAACCAUGGCGAUAAUGAUGCGGCAACAGAGAACCAGCCAUCCCAGUUCCUUUUAGUCCGAGGUCUGGACUCUUCUGUUACGGAGGAGCUUUUUGCCAAAGGCGUUGCGAAGCUGUACCGGCCCAAUUCGGGAAGCAACGAGACUACUUCCAUUAAUCAAAAGAAAGGUGGCAAAGUGGCAUCCACUACAGGUGACGCUAAUUUGGGAGCACGAGAGGGUUCCAUUCGCCGCGUGUUGCUGGUCCGUGAUCGCAAGACCAACGAAAGCUGGCGCUAUGGUUUCGCAGAAUUUGCAACCGUACUGGACGCCCAAGCUGCGAUCACACGACUCAAGUCGUUUGAGAAAUUCACCAUAUCCUCUCGGCCAGUCAUGGUCAGCUACAUCCACGCGGGUGUGUUUGUGCCGGUCAUGAAACCCACGGCUAGCACAGACCGCUUUACUUUCAGUCCACUAAACAACCCCUCACUGAAGCUCAUGUACUGGGAUGACGAGGGCUAUGUGACGGAACUCAUGUUAUCGUCAGGCGAAGAAGAUCUUGAACCGCAUUAUUCCAAGGGAGACCAGCAAGAAAGCCAAAGCAAAGCUCCUAAAGAUCCAGAGAAGGCUAAGAAGCGCAAAGCAGAUGCCGUUGCCAGCGCAAAUGCCAAGAAACCUGCUAUGGCGUCCCACCUGCAAUUCUGGAGCAACCGUCAUGCCGAGUUACAUGGUAUUCAAAGAGAUGGAAAUGGGAACUCUGCUGACACUGGACCCGACCAGGGAGGCUCGGCUGUCGACCCAGCUGCUCCGCCGGCGCAAUCAUAUGCUGAUCUCAACCGCAAUUGCUGCUACUUGUGCAUGCGGCAAUUCAAGAGCACAGCUAAUGUAAACCGCCAUGAGCGCCUCAGUCAACUCCAUCGCGAGAAUCUGCAGAACGAGGACUCAAGGACCCGUGGCAUGGCGAAACUCGUCAAACACGGGAUUGUUCCGCCGUCUGCUGAAUAUCGGGACCGUGCGAGAGAGCGUCGUAAGGCGUUCGGGCAUGGCAAAGCUGGCAGUCGACAGAAACCUGUGGCUCCCAAGGAAAAGGAAGAGGCGCCGGUGCAAACAACCUCCAAGGGCGCUUCUCUCCUCAGCAAAAUGGGCUGGUCAGCGGGUUCUGGAUUGGGUGCGCAAGGAACUGGGGUAACGGCGCCAAUCGCUACGGAAGUUUAUGCUGCCGGAGUCGGACUUGGAGCUCAAGGAAGCAAACUGGGCGAUGCUACCGAAGAGGCUGGACGGAAUACCCGGGGACGAUACGACGAAUUCUUGGAAAAGACCAAACAGACCGCUCGCCAGCGCUACGAGCAGAUGGAACGGUGA
This is a messenger RNA of Penicillium alfredii, 1830 nucleotides long. RefSeq names its product putative G-patch domain protein. NCBI's taxonomy places the organism in Eukaryota, Fungi, Ascomycota, Eurotiomycetes, Eurotiales, Aspergillaceae. Gene Ontology annotation, molecular function: RNA binding. Gene Ontology annotation, biological process: mRNA splicing, via spliceosome. Bases 1 to 1830 code for a protein of 609 amino acids. The record is from RefSeq and is a predicted model, not a curated record. The transcript is spliced from 6 exons. Gene Ontology annotation, cellular component: nucleus.